UAUGGUCUGAGUAGUUUCGUUAGAGAAACAUUUUUCAUUGCUUUCCUGGCAACAGAGCGGAAGAAAAUGCCAUAGCGUAAUUGUCUUCUCUAUUUUCAGUGCAGCCUUAACUCUUUCACGUGAUGUCUUUCAUCAUAACGGCAAGAAGUUUCUUGACUACCUCAUUUGGACCAUCAUACAUAAUUCAUGAAGUGUAAAUUAUAGUACAUUAAAUGCCAUGGACGCACAGCACAAACUCAAGUGGUCAUUGUACAUAACACUUGCAUCUUUAUUUAUUUUUUUAUCCGUAACAGAAUUAGGGCAUUUUUCAUCUGCAAAGAAAUCAUUGUUUCCAACUCAGAUUCCAGAAACUUCUGAUAAACAUGUGAUUGUCUUUGAUGGGGGUAGCACUGGUACAAGGAUACAUGUGUUCAGUUUUGUAAAUAGUUCAAGUGGCCUUUUAAUUCUUAAAGAUGAAUACUUCGAAGAAGUUAAACCAGGUCUUUCCAAUUUUGCCAAUAAACCAAAGAAGGCAGCAAAAAGUGUUUUUCAUCUGUUAGAAAAAGCGAAAGCUUUUGUUCCUCCUAAUAGCUGGGAUCAAACACCUAUUACUUUAAAAGCUACUGCAGGUCUUAGGUUGCUACCCAGUUAUAUGUCAGAUUCCAUUUUAGAAGAGGUUUCAAAAACAUUUCACAAUUCUCCAUUUCUUUGUGAUAAAAACUGUGUUUCAGUAUUAGAUGGGGAAGAUGAAGGCCUAUAUGCUUGGUUUACAUUGAAUUUUCUGUUAGGAAGACUACAUGAACCAAAUCAUUCUGUUGCAUCAUUGGACCUGGGAGGUGGAUCAACUCAAGUCACAUUUUCUCCAGUUGAUUUAGAUACUGUAGUAUUUAGUCCAAAAGAUUACAUAGUCAAGAGAAAAGUUUUAAAUAAAACUAUGUCUAUUUAUACUCAUAGUUACUUAGGUCUAGGUUUGAUGUCAGCACGACUGUCAAUUUUAAAAUUAUCUAAAGUAAAAUCAGAUCACUCUGAAAAUGAAAGCAGUUUUACAAGUUCCUGUAUUCAUCCAAAUGUGAAUGUAAAAUGGAAAUUUGACUUGAAUGAAUAUAACGUCAGUGGUAGAGCUGAUGGACAGUUUGGCUUUAAAUAUUGCUAUGAUAAGGCUGUAAAAUUUCUUGGUGAUUCUGUUGAUCAGCCUGAAGAACUAUUAAAAAGAGAAGUUUAUGCAUUAUCAUAUUAUUAUGACCGAGCUGUUGACUUAAAAAUUGUUGGUGAGAAAGGUGGACUUGUUACUGUUGGUGUUUACCUAGAAGCUUGCAAAAGCAUUUGUAAUCAGAAAACAUUAAGUGAUCCCUUUCUGUGCCUUGACUGCAGCUAUAUUACUGCUCUUCUACAUCAUGGUCUUGGAUUUAAUAAGAAUAAAGAAAUAAUGCUGGUGAAAGAGAUCGAUGGAGUGGAAGCUAGUUGGGGUUUAGGUGCAGCCUUUAGCAUGCUGUUAUAGUAAAUUUUAUGCUUGCAGCAUUUCCAUUUUGUAUGUAAAUACUGUAUAGCAACAAUUUGUAUCAGAUCUGUUUUGUGGCAUAGUUUUUUCUCAUUUUUCAUCCUUCAGAAGAAUUCUUAGCUUUUCUGUGAUAUGCUUAUUUAUUGAAAUUCAUGUGCACUAAACAGAAUAUAUUUCUUAGCUAAAAAAACGACUAAAGUAAACUUGUUUUUAAAAAUGUAAAGAAUAUAACUUAAUAAAUUAUUUUUUACUUAUGA
Molecule: messenger RNA, 1734 nt
Organism: Stegodyphus dumicola
Lineage: Eukaryota; Metazoa; Arthropoda; Arachnida; Araneae; Eresidae
Product: nucleoside diphosphate phosphatase ENTPD5-like
Molecular function (GO): hydrolase activity
Source: RefSeq, a predicted model, not a curated record